AUGGCUCCUAAGGUCCGUGCUGCUCCUCAAGAGGUUUCCCUCGGCCCCAACGUUGGUGAGGGCGAGCUCGUCUUCGGCGUUGCUCACAUCUUCGCCUCGUUCAACGACACCUUCGUCCACGUCACCGAUAUGUCGGGCAAGGAAACCGUCACCCGCGUUACUGCUGGCCCUGUUCCUUUUGCACCACCACCUUUGCCUUUGCAACAGUGCCGGCCUGACCAUUCUCCGACGCAUCUGACGUCCUUGCCCGUCUCUGCUCGCAUCCCCGCCCUGACCUGCGCACCGUAUCUGCCUAUUUCGACGUUCAACGCUCUCCGAUAA
This is a messenger RNA of Moesziomyces aphidis, 321 nucleotides long. The record is from the annotation of a GenBank genome assembly. NCBI's taxonomy places the organism in Eukaryota, Fungi, Basidiomycota, Ustilaginomycetes, Ustilaginales, Ustilaginaceae.